AUGGAACAAAUAAGAGAACAACUACGUUUUAAACAAUCAAUUCUAGAUCGUGUCAAUAAUUUUCUCGAGCAAAAUAUCAAUAAAAAUAUUUCAACUUCAGUAGAGGCAUACAUAUUCGAUGAGAAGAAGAAAAAUGUAUUAGUGACACCUGAUUCAUUUAGUGUUGCUAAUGAUUUGGCUACAUUGACUCUAUGUGAACAUACCAUUCUUACUGCAGGAACAUUUGGAUGGUGGGGUGCUUUUCUUUCACAUAAUAGAUUAGGUGAUGUAUUAACUGAUUCCAAAUCAGAUCAUAGUCCUAUUGAUUCUAAUUGUCGAGCAGAUGAUUAUUUUCCAUCAUGGUUUAAAUUUUUAAAUAAUACAAAUUAA
Adineta steineri is the source of this 369-nucleotide messenger RNA. The record is from the annotation of a GenBank genome assembly. Lineage: Eukaryota; Metazoa; Rotifera; Eurotatoria; Adinetida; Adinetidae.